This is a messenger RNA of Diospyros lotus (date-plum), 3305 nucleotides long. RefSeq names its product probable calcium-binding protein CML22. The transcript is spliced from 6 exons. Gene Ontology annotation, molecular function: calcium ion binding. The coding region runs from base 2437 to 3120 and encodes 227 amino acids. The record is from RefSeq and is a predicted model, not a curated record. Lineage: Eukaryota; Viridiplantae; Streptophyta; Magnoliopsida; Ericales; Ebenaceae.
GAGAACGCAGGGGGAGGAGAGAGGGAGGGAGAGAAUGAGAAUGUUGUCGAAGGAAAUCAUGGAAUAUCCACUCGAGAGAGAGAAGAAAAGCAGAUUUCAAUUCAAAGCUAUAGUAGUGGUAUUUCCACUUUACUUUCCUCGAACGAACCCAAUUCCCCUUCACUUUACUUUUGUUUGCGCUUCGUUUGCAGUUCGUAUCAUCAUCAUCAUCAUCAUCAUCAUCAUCAUCAUCAUCAUCAUCAUAUAUAUAUAUAUAUAUAUCUGCUGAGCUUGUGUUCCCAUCAACAACCCAUCUGCGGAAUAAGAAUUCUCUCAUCUCAUCUUCCCCACCGCCAUGAAAGAUUCACUGGCUAGUGGGACAUUGGUCAGAGCCGGAGGGUUGAUGUUCAAAGUUUUCCCAAAAGAUUAGGAAGAAGAAAGAACUUCUGCUGAAAUCUUUGGUCUACCGCCUUGCGAGCGACACUCACUUCUAAGAGUCAUGAGAUUACGCCUGUUUAAUUAUACCAGUUUAAUACGACUUGCUAGUAUCUUAAACUGUUAAUCUUGAUGUGUAAUUGCAGCAUACCGUGCCUUCUUGCUGCUAGGUUCUCGUUGUGAAUUUUACCUUCUUGAUUAUUCUAGUAAAUAAGCUAGGGUUUUCUCUCUAUGUGCUUUGUACUAGCUAGUUAUUUUGGGUUACUUGAUUCAACUGAUACAUUUGUAUUGCCAAUUAUUGAAUGAGGCCUGUGUAUGGUGUUGCUAUUCCUGUUUCCUGAAAACUUGGCUUUUUCAAGAAUUAUAUAAUUUGGAUCAAUGGAGCAGCUGGCCCUUUGUGACUGGAAGGUCACUGAUUAGGAGUUGAGGAAGCAACCUCUUUGCAAAAAAAAUGCAAGGGGAAGCCUGCUUGCAAAUAUGACCCUCACAAAGUAGAAAGUUUCAUGCACUAGGGGUACCCUUUUUAGAUCCCAUAAUUAUUUCUUAACCAUUGCUUAUAGAGUAUUUGCUUGUUGGUGACUGGUGCUUUACUUUGUACUAGGUCAUGUGCCAGCAGGUUUUUAUCUUCUAUUUAUGGUGCAGGUAGAUUGUUUGGAUAUGUUAUGUUCAUACUUGGAUGUGACAAUUAAGAUAUACCUGUGGAUAUAGAUGACAGCCAUUCUAAUAUUGGAUUUUUAAUCCAUUUUGUAUGGAUGCACUUGCCAGGGACUUCCCUGAUGUUCUUCUUCAGAGUCUAAUGCUUGAGUCUGUCGAUAUAGCUGUUACAAAUAAUCUUGCCUUACUCCCAAGUCUAAUGCUUGAAUGGGCUACCUGGUUCGUGUUACAAUUGACACAUCAUCGCUUGUGAUGUCUAUACCUCUCACUCCCAGGAUUAUCAAACACAUGCUCACUACUAUAUAGAGGGCAAAUCCAUAGACAACUCACACAUGUGGGAAGUAUAAAAUCAGUAUCUUGUUAAAUGUCAGCAUAUGUAAAGGUUCCACACUAAUUCCAUAGCAUUUUCAGAAAAUAUAUCCAAAAAAGAAAGAAAAGUUUUGCUUAUAGAUAUGCAAUAAGUGCAAAAGAUAGAAGCUUAAUGGGUAUACAAGCCUAUGUACCUAGUCGACUAUAUGUCUGUAUUGGAAAACAAGGUCUUGAAGACUCAAAGUACAGGUAUUAAGUACAAAUCUAUAUAACAACUUAGACGGCAUACUGUGCUCUGGGAUCUUCUCAAUUUCCUUUUUGUCUUUGUUUUUUUCUGGAGUUCCAAUGCACCUACACUUGGUUGACAAGAUUAAGAUGGUACCCGUGAUUGCACAAGUUGAAUAUUCUGCUUCUGUUUACCCAAAACGUGCACUCUGCUUCUUCCAACAAUGAUUUUGGUGCGACUAAGUGGCCUUUUUGGCUCAAAAUGGUUCAUGUAGAAGGCUGAGUUGUUACAGCUAAUCAGAAAACUAUAGGAUCUAGUCCUAUGAUGGUUGUCUAGUACUCUUAGGUGUUCUGGUGUAAUCACUAGUCACUUCUACCUCUAGCUUCAUGUAUUUGGCUUUAUUUGGCUGCUGAACCACUAUUGUCUUCUUUGCUGCCAUGGUUCACUGCAACAUACAAACUAGCAGGCAUCUAACCUUUCUCCUUAAUGUACCACUAUAACUGUCUGUACUCUUCCAGCCCAUGCAGUUGCAGUUUCACAACCACACUCGCAAUGCAUCCCUAAAUCCUUUGUGUUUUGUAUAAUGGAAUGACACUUCUGAAGAUUCUUCUUAGUAUCUCUAGAUUGUGUUGCUGAGUGUGACCCAUGACCUUUUCAAAUAAUGUAUUGGGACUUUUGGUUACUGACAUUGUAAGUAGAGAAAAAAUUGACUGCAUUAUGCCUGCUAACCUCAAUUCAGAUUCUGGAGAAUUGUUUCAUGCAGUGGCUGACAACUUGAAAGUCCAUUUGAGUCAUGCCUCUCUCUGAAGUCACUGUCCAACAAAGUAGGAGGCAUGCUUGGCUGUCAUAAUCUGCCAAACAAUUAUAAGAGGUUAGACGCAAAACUGGAAAGGAAAAUGAUGGAAGUCAAGAAAAGUACAUCAGGAACUAACAGUUUCAAGUCAAUCAAUGGCAUAAUCUUGAGGUUCCCCCAGAUCAAAGAGGGAUUGAAAGACAUCAGAGGUGUAUUUCAACAGUAUGAUGAAGAUUCAAAUGGAACAAUUGACCAUGAGGAACUCAAGAAAUGCUUAAAGAAAUUGCAACUUCAUCUUACAGAGAAGGAGAUUGAUGAUCUAUUUUAUUACUGUGACGUAGAUGGCAGUGCAGGGAUACAAUUUAAGGAGUUUAUUGUUCUUUUGUGUCUGAUAUAUCUCCUAAUGGAUCAUUUGCACUCUCCUCACACUACAUCAAGACUAGGAUCUCCACAGGUGGAAGCCACCUUUGAUACGAUCAUUGAAGCUUUUUUGUUCCUUGAUAAAAAUGGUGAUGGGAAGCUGAAUAAGAAAGACAUGAUCGAAGCACUAAAUGAUGGUACUCCUUGGGAGAAAUCACCUACACACAUCACAAGGAACCGAUUUAAAGAAAUGGACUGGGACAGGAAUGGGAAGGUAAGCUUCAGGGAGUUCCUUUUUUCUUUGAUAGAUUGGGUAGGGAUCGAUACCGAUGAUGAGAAUCCUGUGACAGCAUGUUUGGCUUGAAAGCAGAGCUGUACUAAGAAAGGGCAAGAAAGAAUUUAGUUGAGGUCAGAUUUAUACACGUAUUUGUCUGUCUACGUCAAUUACUAUUAGCUGUUGCUUUUCUGUAAAAUUCUGAACGUGACUCUUCUAGAUUACUGUUAAAAACAGAUCAACUUUUAUCAAUCAAAAUCUGAAUUUACAAAUUC